Messenger RNA from Paramecium sonneborni, 686 nucleotides. Lineage: Eukaryota; Ciliophora; Oligohymenophorea; Peniculida; Parameciidae. The record is from the annotation of a GenBank genome assembly.
CCUUCAAUAAACCAAAGAUUCAAUUAGAUCAAAUAAAAUCUCAAAAGAAAUGGAGUUUAAAAUAUAUUAGUAAUCGAGUUAUGAUGGAAUUAUCACAUGAAGCUAUGGCUUGUAGUGAUAUUUGCUAAUAAUUGACAGAUGAAAUGAUAUAAGAGUUUGAUGGAUAAUAAAAUGAUAGACAAAAGGAAAUCAAAAAUCUUAGAAGAAGAGUUUAUGAUGCUUUAAAUGUAAUGAUUUCUAUUGGAAUUGUUGUUAAAGAAAAAAAAUUAAUGAGAAAAAAUGCUGAAACCCAAGUUAAUCUAACAAAGUAGAAUUUAAUAAUAAGAAAAGUAAGAAAUUAAAAUUAAUUUUAACAGCAAAAAUUAAAAGAAUAAUUAUAAAUAAAAAAAGCCUCAGCAACAAAUAAAAUAAAAGAAUAAGAAAGUCUUAAAAAAUUAGUAGAAUUAAACAAAAUGAGAGAUGUCGAUGAAAGUGAGAAGAUUAGAUUCCCAUUCAUUUUUGUCAAAACAUAAUUAAAUAAUUCUGAUGAAGUAUGCUAUUUUAGUUUAACUAAAUAGGAUGAAUUAGUACUUGAAUAAAAUAAAACGAUGGAUUAUUUGAAGGUCUUUAGUAAAAACUAACUUGAUCUCUAGUUUGAUCUUUUUGUAGUACAAAAAUUAUUUCAAAGUGAACAUAUGAUAUUGUGA